UCAACUGCCAGCACAAGAACUGGUACGCGCUCCAGCGAUAUUGAUAGGAGUGCCGAUAUCACCUUCCGGCAAGAGGCGAGUUCUCGUAGUUUUCGUCCGGCAACACAAGAAGAACCACCAUCGACGAUGCCAGAAGCACCACGACACAGUUCGUGUAUGGGAGGACCAGAAGAAUCACAACACGUUUGUCCAGCAGGAGCAACCUUGCCUUCCGAUCAUGAACUGUUGCGGGUUCUGAAAGCUGCGGAAGGAAACACGCAGGACAUUU
Molecule: messenger RNA, 268 nt
Organism: Amoebophrya sp. A25
Lineage: Eukaryota; Dinophyceae; Syndiniales; Amoebophryaceae
Source: the annotation of a GenBank genome assembly